AUGAGCCUGGCACAUGACCGCCCCGAGCAGACAGAGAGCACGUACCGUCAGCUCGACAGUCCCGACGCGGUGAGAUAUCUUUGUUUAUCUGAAAAAUAUAAGUUUUUUGAGCUUGAUGUCAGGCAAACAGAAGAGGAGCAGCGGCAGAGAGGAAGGCUGGCGAGGAUGCUGCGGGAGCACAGGGCCAGGCUCUACAUCAUCCGGCGAUGCGUCGUCAUGCUGCUCUGCCACCAUGACUGAUGCUCGCUCCGCCGAUCGAUGUUUACCUGCGACCCUGCCCCUGUUACAUCAUCUCUGCUUGCUCCUCUGUCCAGCCACCAUGUAUCUAGGUUAGGUAUUGUUGUUUCGAUCUUGGUUUUUCUUGUGCAGGUUCGACAGAUUAACUCCUUGGUGUACAUAUAGGCAGGGACGUAGGUAGUAGUUGUUUUCUGAAUUCUGACGGUUACUCUUGGUUUCGAGGUUUGUUGGUAGUGUGCCGUGGUGCUCCCAAGUCCUGCAAUGGCGAGGAUGCACAUGUAUCGAUCUGUUCUGGGUACUCUGUUGGCAUCUCGGUUGUGUUUUUCCUCUCUGGCAAACGAAAAGGCCUAAAAAAAAGGAGGCCAU
This is a messenger RNA of Triticum aestivum (bread wheat), 603 nucleotides long. RefSeq names its product small polypeptide DEVIL 3-like. Lineage: Eukaryota; Viridiplantae; Streptophyta; Magnoliopsida; Poales; Poaceae. The record is from RefSeq and is a predicted model, not a curated record. The transcript has 3 exons. Bases 1 to 240 code for a protein of 79 amino acids. Gene Ontology annotation, biological process: negative regulation of cell population proliferation.